AUGAAAUUAUCGCUGCUUACGACUAUAACUCUUAUACAUCUUUUCCACAUUCAUUUUGUGUGUUCAAAGGCAAUUAUAGCUAAAAACAAUGAAACGGAAUCUGUGUCUUUUUUGGCCAGAUCACAUAAAACAUCGAAGAAACCUAAAAAUUGGUUACACAAGGGCCUGUCCCGUAAGGUUAACAAGGAAAAGGGCCUAAAGAAAAACAAAACAUUAUUUAAAAAGAAGGAGAAUAAACACAAUAACAAACCAAGCAACAAUGGUAAUAAAUCAAAAAAAAAGAGACGGGGGUUAUUCGGAAGAAAAAAAUCGAAAUCAUUCAAAAAUAAAAAAUCCAAAAUAGAUGGAAAACAUGAAGCUGAUGAUGUUAAGGAUAAUGUUUCGUUGAAUUUGAGCAGUGCAGAUCACAAAUACUCAAAUCAUUCACAUGACGACUCUAACCAUGAUUACAAACGUGAUGAUUCAGAUCGUGAUUACAAGCAUGAUGAUUCAGAUCAUGAUUACAAACGUGAUGAUUCAGAUCAUGAUUACAAACGUGAUGGUUCAAAUCAUAAUUAUAAACAUGAUGAUUCCGAUCAUGAUUAUAAACGUGAUGACUCUGAUCAUGAUUAUAAACAUGAUAGUGAUAGUGAAAGUACCAACAACAGAGAAAAGAAUGACAGUUACUAUGCUUCAAAUAAUGAAAUAAACAGUGAACCCCCUGAAUUUAAACAACCGAAACGUGUUAUUAUUGAUAAAUUGGAAAAACAAUUGCUAAAAGUCAUAGAAACAAUUGCAAAUGCCAGAUGA
Molecule: messenger RNA, 789 nt
Organism: Babesia microti strain RI
Lineage: Eukaryota; Apicomplexa; Aconoidasida; Piroplasmida; Babesiidae
Exons: 1
Coding region: 1-789 (262 amino acids)
Source: RefSeq, a predicted model, not a curated record